GUUGUUGUUUUUUUUUUUGCGGUUCCGUCUUGAGUUGUUUUCCGUUCCGCAUAUCCCGAAAAAGCGCUUACCAUGACGACCAGGGAGCAACGACGGGAAGAGUAUUCGUCCUCGGUACGCGUCAUGUCACCGUCCCGGUCACUUACACCCACAACGCACGGCCAUCAGUUCGAUAAUAGAUUGGAUAAUCUCCUGGAGGACCUCCAGGCAAGCGUUUCCCGCCCGGGAAGCUCACUAGGUCAACCCAUCACCAAUUACUCGUCGACGCGCGAGGUGCAGUAUUUGCAGCCGGCCAAUGUCACAACGGUUGCCCGCGAAAGAUCUGUCAGCCCCUCCAUCACAACGAACGAACGGAAGGUGUACAAGACGGCCAAGUACGAGUACAAAUCGAGCGGUGGCAGCACACUUGCACCGGCAGGAUCCGGCGGACGGACGGAUCAGUCUGUUAGCGAGGUGUACCAGCGCAACAUUAAUCAGCUCGACACGCUUCUGAAUGAUCUUGAACGUGAGCGCGACUCAUCGCUCGAUCGAAGUAACAGAACAUUGAAUCGUGAUGGUAUUGAUUCUGGAUUACACGAACCCGGUACGAAGAUCAUCAAAACCACCACCACGUACAGCAGUGCCGGUGGCAAGCAGCAGCCCGUAAACCGAGAGCUGGUGUUCGAUUCACCAAACAGCUACGAAGUGCGUCAAUCACGAUCACGUCACCGUAGCCCACCGUACGAGAACCAUACGUCCACGACGGUGAAGAAUGUUUCGUACGGUUCCGACAGCUCCGGCAUCUACGGUGGCAUUAACCGGUCGGCCACACCGCAACGCUCCAUGACACCGGCACGCUCGGAGGAGUAUUACACCGAAACACGUACCAUCUCGCCGAGUUCGGAUUUGGCCCCACGGAACGUACGUUACAAUGAGACCGUCCGUGUUGAUGACGCUGCCAACGUGCUACACAGUAUUCCCCUGUCUGACGACAUCUUGCCCCGUCCAAACACGAAAGUCACCACAACGGUGCGUACGUACACGUACGAGCUGCCACCGGACAGCGCACCCGGUGGUACACUGAAUCAGACCAUCUCGUACACCAAUCAAGCAGUUAAUCAGACCACAAACACUCUGCCAGCUCCGGGUUAUCCGGAGCAUCCGUCGCAGCAUGUGAACCCCGGUACCAAGACGGUGCUAGUGAAGAACGAAACCUUCAACACAAGCAACAACGUGCAGGAGUACCCGGUGUCCACGAUUCUCAACCAUCCGUUGCCACCGAACACGGCCAAAACCAUCUACUACAAGAAGGAUACGAAGCAUUCGACCACGAACUACUAUCCAGAUCAACCGGUCGAACCAGGUUAUCCGGGUAAUUUCCGUGCGAUCGAAGCUCCUCCACCGACCGGAGGUCCUGACGGUCAGCCCGUGAAGUACACAGUGCAGGAACCGGGAUAUCCACCAGGCAAUAACACUACUUACGUUUACCGUGAGGAGCGCACCAACACAAACAAUCGGUAUGGAUCGCCUGUUCCUGUGUCGGACAAUCUGUAUCCACAGCCCGGAGGUCCGGGAGGAGUUCCGCCACCAACAACGGUGACGUACAAGUAUAGCUCUACCAUGACUAAUGCGACCCGCAAUCUGUAUCCUCCACCGGCCGAACGGGAACCACUGUUGCAACCUUUCCCAACGGACGGGAUCGAUCGAAAUGACAUCGAUGGAAAUCCUCCCCGGCGGCUGGAUGAUCUAAUGGCCACAUUUGGAGAGGAUGGUCAAAUCAUUUACCAGUCGAAGGUUUCAUCACAAACCGACAGUGGUACAGGCCCAAGAAGAUCAUCGCCUGAAAAGAAUGGAAAUGGCCCGAAACCGAUUGAUGACACAGUGGAUCAAAAGUUGACCUCGAAUCAGCUGGCAUCGAAGAAUAUUGCAGGUCCACCGGUUUACUACCCUCCAGGGCAUGAGAUGUUUGCGAAGAAGGAGAUGGAAGCUAGUGGAUGGAGAUCACAGGGCGAAUAUGCAAAGGCUAGCGGAAUGUAUAAAUACGAGGCGGAAAGUAAAUCGAAGAGUUCCAGCAAAUCCGGUGCUGCUGUUGUGCCCGUCUGUCUUCCGCUGUGUUGUGCGAUGCCAUGCUCCAUCAUGUAGUCUGGAAGGAACUGGCAGCAAUGUGUUUCUUA
Molecule: messenger RNA, 2153 nt
Organism: Anopheles maculipalpis
Lineage: Eukaryota; Metazoa; Arthropoda; Insecta; Diptera; Culicidae
Exons: 8
Coding region: 73-2121 (682 amino acids)
Source: RefSeq, a predicted model, not a curated record